Caenorhabditis remanei is the source of this 411-nucleotide messenger RNA. RefSeq lists its product as uncharacterized. Lineage: Eukaryota; Metazoa; Nematoda; Chromadorea; Rhabditida; Rhabditidae. The coding region runs from base 1 to 411 and encodes 136 amino acids. The record is from RefSeq and is a predicted model, not a curated record. The transcript has 2 exons.
AUGCAAUACAACGUAUAUCUGGGGGAAAUUGGGUUGGGUGGUCUUGGAGGUGGAGUCAUUCUCGAAGAAAUAGCCAGAGAAGAACGAAGUUUUGAGGAAAGGUUGUCAAAUGAAGGGGCGGAGCGACUUCUGGAAAAAAUUGGAUUGGGAAAUCUGAAGAUUGAAUUAGGAAAAAAGAAAACCUACGCCAAAUUAACAGGAGUAGCAGGUCCACUUGUUCUCUUAUUCGAAGACAAUAAAUUCGCUACAGCACUUCCGAGAGCUGCAGCUUUCGUCGAUUUCAAUGUAGUCAUUCCACUCAUAUCAGAGAAUGAUCCAUCUGCUGAUUCAUACGUCGACAAUCGAAUAGUUGCAUUCGACGGAAGACGAGAUCUCGUUUUCCCGAAAUUCUCUUCCACAUAUCUCCGAUGA